This is a messenger RNA of Eremothecium sinecaudum, 2760 nucleotides long. RefSeq names its product Ioc3p (gene IOC3). The transcript has a single exon. Bases 1 to 2760 code for a protein of 919 amino acids. The record is from RefSeq and is a predicted model, not a curated record. NCBI's taxonomy places the organism in Eukaryota, Fungi, Ascomycota, Saccharomycetes, Saccharomycetales, Saccharomycetaceae.
AUGACAGAAGUUAUAGACCUGGAUAAGGGCUACGCGGACGAGAAUAACAAUAGUUCUGAGUUGCUUUUUCAACAAACAGCAAGAGAGGUACAAGAAAAAGACCAUGUUACAGCAAAUAAAAGCUCACCCAUAUCAUCAUCUUCGGAAUGUUCUACUUCUCGAAAAGUACAGAUGACAUUUGACCAGUUUAAGGGAAUUAAAGUGAGCAAAGGACCUGUUUCCGAGGGAUUGUUAGGUGAGAAAGGUCGACGGAAGUCGAGCAGGAUUGUGCCGAAACGUAAAGUUGUAAGCGAGGAUGAAUCUAUUGUAUCGAACGCAGCGCCCAGGAAGAAAAAGAAGAAGCCUCAGAGUAAAAAGCCAGAAUCUACCACUAAGAAGUCGAAGAGCUCGAAUGAACAAGGAGUGGAAAAAGCUGGUACUAUGAGUUCUAAGAAGAGCUCCAAGCCCGGGUCUAAGCUUAAUGUUUCUAAUGAUCCUAAAGGGAAGAAGUUGAAGCUGAAGAGUGCUACGAGUGUUGAGAAGGCACCACGGGAAGAGCUGCAGGAGCCGCAGCUUAAUAACGAGCUUUGGUCUGCAUGUGUUCCGCUUUUGUCUUCUGACUUUAAAAAUAAUACGCCUGCGCUGUCACGGUUGAAAUUUCCGCAUAUGAAACCAAUGCCAUAUGCAAAGGAUUUGAUAAUGUUUAUGAACUUUAUCAAUAAAUUUAACCAGUUUCUGCCUACGGAGCUUUGGUCUGUGUCCGUUCAGGACUUACAGGUUGGUUUGGAUAUAUAUGCGGACGAUGUUGGCGAAACUCCCGCUAAAUUACAUCAAGACUACGUACCACCCAGAGAAUUGAAGCGGUGUCAGGAUUUAGUGAACCUACUAUUCCUAUGUCUUUUAAAGCUGACUUUAAAUCACCACACACCUACUGGUCUUAACUCGCUCAACGAUAGGAAAGUUUUCAUUAAGCUAGUCCAAAAGAUUAGGACAAAAGCAGCCGAUUACGGAUAUCCCAGAGAAUGGCGGAAACAAGAAGUGGAUGAUGAAACGUUUGUGAAACCACAGCUCUCAUUAUUUGCAACUGAAGACACGGAGCCUGUUGAUGAAAAUAAUAGAGAUAUCCUAACAACAAACAUCCAUUAUUGGCAUCAAAGAGAGCCUCUAGAUCCUGAACAUAAUCCGCUUUUCUCUCCAGAAUUAGAAAAAAUAGGCCUUUUAGCGCUGGAGCCACGUGACCGCGUGAUAAUGUUGCGCACGUUUGUUCAAUGGUGUAUCACGAACUCCGAUAAGAUUCAUGGGGAAAUCUAUAGACUUUCCCAUCUAAAAAAAGACCCAACUUUUGGAAUUACAACUUCUCAUGCCCCACGUCAUUUGGUCCGUGGUCUUCCUGAAACAAAACAAUACUUCAAAAGACUUUGUACUUUGCUUAUGAGGAAAUUGGAAAUUAAGUCCAAAAAGAAGCAUAUAAAGAAGCAGCUAGAGUCUGGGAAGCAACUACAGCUCCUUAGUAAGCUCAACUUACUUAAAGAGUUGAAGGAAACUAUGAAGUUGUAUCAACAGGAGCAUGAUGCGCAGGUAGGAGAACAUCAAGAAGAAAACAAUAAGGAACCUUUUGAUCCCAUGGAUAUUAGCUUGUCUAAGGACUAUGCUAAGUGGUGCGAGUUGUUAGAAGGAGAAGUUCCUGAUAACCCUAUGGCAAAUCCAUAUGAAGAUGAAGUUUAUAAACUAAGGAAUCAAGAGUUCUUCAUUGGCAGAGUGCCCCAUAUAGGUGAUUUCUACUUGCCCCGUUUGUUCACAUACCAACGCACGACGAAGAAAGGUUGGAUUCCUUCGACUUUUGUCGAUCCUGGCCACCUGGAACGUCUAUUUGAAGAUUUCCAAACUAAUAAGUAUAACGCAGUGAAUCUUUUUGGCAAAAAUGGAAAGAUGAUGUCGCUGCAAUUUAAAAUUUAUUAUCAUCAUACACCGGCAAUGAUAAAAGAUUUAAGCAAUGGGAAGUCUACUAAGGAUAAGGUGUACUGGUAUGAAAUGUGUCAUGAUUCGGAAUCUUUAUUGGAUUUCAUUAAGCUUUUAGAGUUUAAACUUUCAAAGGAAAACUUGGAGGAAAGCUCUAGUUCUAAUUCUAAAGAAGCUGGUCAGAAAGAGAUUGUUCAGCAACAGCUACCACAGUCCCAGCCGCAAUCCCAGCCUCAGUCGCAACCGCAGUCGCAACAACAAUCUCAACCGCAUACAAAUUCACAGUCGCAACCGCAACCACAGUUACAAUCACAAUCACAGUCACAGUUACAAUCACAAUCACAAUCACAGCAUCAAAAGGAAUUCGCCGGUUAUAAUACAAACCCACUGCCCAAGGAAUCCAAAUUCAAUAAAUCACGUGCUAAGAUACAAAUAUUAAAGGAUUAUUUGGAGAAGAUGUACUUUAUUCUUUUGAGGUUUGAACAGUUAAAAGCGGAAUACGGGGAUAUGGAAAUUACGGAUAGAAACUUGAGAAGGUCUCAAAGGAACAAGGUUAGUUAUAGCGAAGAAUACCAGGACGAUAUGUACGAACAAGACUAUUAUGAGCCAGCCGAGGAUGUUAAAGAUAUGGAUGAGGAAUAUCAAGAUUUUGACAAUGCGGAUGGUACAUCAGAUGAAGAUGCAGAUGCUGAGGAAGACAUUAUAAACGAUGAAGAAAAUCAUCCGGUGGGGAGGAGGCAGCGUACUCAAGAACGUGUGCCAGUGAAAUCUAGUGAAACACGGGCGGCCAGAUCUGCAAGACGAAGAACUGAAAAGCUGUAA